GUUCAGGCCCACAAUCAGGCACGAGUUCUCUCUUUCUCUCUCUGUUGAGACGGUCGCCGCUUCUUCCACUUUCAGCCGCCGCGCCGGCGAGCUUCGCGACCGCCGACGGCGUCGCGGUUUCCCGCCGCUUUUCGUGCUCCCGGCAACCGGAGAUAGCUGCGAAGAGCGAUGAGCAGCGAGAACGACGAUGCGUGGCGAAUCGUCCACGUCCCCGGCAGGCCGCCGAUUCCGCCUGAUCAGCAACUCGCAGCGGUGAACGUGGUCGCAGCUCAGAUUGAGCAGCCGAAGCUCACGAACACUAUCAUGAGGCGUUUGAGUCAAAUUGCGCCAUUGGAGGACCUCCACCACGUGAAGCGGGUGAAGAAGAAGUGUCUCGAAGAAGGAAAAAUUCAGCUAUCAGUGAUCUUAAGUCUGGCUCCCAAAAAUGGUGAUUUUGAUGGAAUUCCAUGCGACAUGAAGGAUUUCUGCAAAUAUGCUGCAUCGUCAAAGGAAGAGUGGGUAGAACAGUGCAAGCUAUGGCCCACCUCAUACCAUCCAGCAAACCUAAGCAGCAAUAUCAGUGGCAUAACUGGGUUUAGUGAUGAAGACUCACAAUCAGUUGUAAGUUUUAUGAAGUAUGCUAUGGAAUUGGCGAAAUCUCAUGGUAAUACGGUGGUCAAUUCUGCAGUAAUUGUAGAUCCUUUAUCUAAUCAAGUGAUUGCAAGGGCAUGUGAUGAAGUCUGCUCUUGGCAAACUCCAAAAACAGAAGUUGGUGCUGAAUGUAGUAGUUCCACCAAAUCUUGUGCUGAAAUGACUGGAUGGAUCAAACAUGAAUCAUGUCUUCAACGCUAUUCCUCAGGUGGGGCAGAGCAAGUUGAGACAUCCAUUUCUUCUCUACGUCCACGACAGUGGGUAGAUGAACAGACUGGUAGGAGCUCUUCAUUUUGGCACCUGUUGCGACAUGCUGUGAUGGUGGCCAUUGAAUCAUCUGCUGCCAGGGACAGACGCUUAUUCCCUGAUGUGAGAUACAAAGAUGGAGCUACCGUAGAGGAGUAUAUUCUAUCUCCUGCAAAAUCUCAAACAAAAAGACGGAGAACUGAUGGCAAUGACGUAAGCUUUUCCUCUACAUGUGAAGGAAAUCCUGGCAAGACUUUCUAGCAUGACAAAUCUUGUGCAGUAUGGAGAUUUUGUGUGGAUGAUUGCCUUAUUUGAAUGGAUGAACCCCAUUGAAAUAUCAAUGGUUCUGUUGCCAAUUAUUGGAAA
Messenger RNA from Eucalyptus grandis, 1242 nucleotides. RefSeq names its product tRNA-specific adenosine deaminase TAD3. The transcript is spliced from 8 exons. Bases 169 to 1137 code for a protein of 322 amino acids. The record is from RefSeq and is a predicted model, not a curated record. NCBI's taxonomy places the organism in Eukaryota, Viridiplantae, Streptophyta, Magnoliopsida, Myrtales, Myrtaceae. Gene Ontology annotation, molecular function: catalytic activity.